Cyphellophora attinorum is the source of this 501-nucleotide messenger RNA. RefSeq names its product Ubiquitin-conjugating enzyme E2-18 kDa. The transcript has 2 exons. The coding region runs from base 1 to 501 and encodes 166 amino acids. Gene Ontology annotation, cellular component: cytosol; endoplasmic reticulum. The record is from RefSeq and is a predicted model, not a curated record. NCBI's taxonomy places the organism in Eukaryota, Fungi, Ascomycota, Eurotiomycetes, Chaetothyriales, Cyphellophoraceae.
AUGUCCGCCACAGUGGCAUCGAAGCGCUUACUACAAGAAUACAAGCAGCUCUUGACCUCCCCACCAGAUGGCAUCACCGCGGGGCCUAUCGACGAAGAUGAUCUCUUCAAUUGGGAAGCACUGAUACAGGGGCCCGAAGGAACACCUUUCGAGGGUGGUAUCUUCCCAGCGAAACUCGCGUUUCCCAAGGACUAUCCAUGGAACCCACCAAAGAUGAAGUUUCUUGGUGAGAUAUGGCAUCCGAACGUCUACACGAAUGGAGAGGUCUGCAUUUCCAUCCUCCACCCGCCCGGUGCCGACCCGAACAAUUACGAGAGCGCCGACGAAAGGUGGUCACCGACCCAGAGCGUGCUCAGCAUAUUAUUGUCAGUCAUGUCCAUGCUUGCUGAGCCAAAUGACGAGAGCCCGGCCAACGUCGAUGCCGCAAAGCAAUGGCGCGAGAGACGACCGGAAUUUGAGAAGAGUGUGAGAGAAAGCGUCAGGCGAUCUCUUGGUCUAUGA